UUGGAUCUCGGGUUGUAUCUACUAUAGUACAGUAGUUCAUUGCUACUAGGCAAUGCAUGGAUCAGGUAGUGUAGUAGGGAGGCCUGGGAGGUAGCUUGUGAUGGAGGUUCCAUCAUGUCCGUAUCCCCACUAUAGCUCAACUGAACUCUUAGACAGAGAGACAACCAGGGCUGUUGCUGCCAUUGUCUGUGCUAAAUUGUCCAUUCCUCAUUCUGUCUGACAUGCCCCUCACCAACCAGCCUGGGCAGCACCAGCCUAAGCUCCCCGACAGGGUACAAACUGGCCAGUACCAUACCUAUUACUCGGUACUGUAGUGAUAUAGGCAGUUUCAACUCAAGCCAGGGCUCCGUGUCCAUCUCCUUUCAUCUUUUGUCUUUUAUCAUCUUACACAACCCUUCUUCUCUACAUUCGUUCUCUUUCCCUAUUGACACCCACUCUCACGUCUCUUAGCCGAACCGUCACAAUGUCCUCUCGUCUACCUCUCUUCACACGUAACCUCCCAGAGGCUCAGGAGUCCAACGACCCAAACUCUCCUGCCGAGCAGCGAGAUGAUGCCAAGCGAAACUUUCUAAAGACGAUGCGACCGCUGCCCACGCAGCACUACUGGAACGUCUACUUCGAUCGCCAGGCAAAGGAGGGUGAGACCGGUGACCAGUACCACUCCGGGCUCGAGCAGCUCGGUACCCAGAUCGAGUCGGUGCAGGACUUUUGGAGAUAUGCGAACAACACUCCUGUCGGAAACAUCGGCGUGCGCGAGUCUCUUUACCUUUUCAAGUCUGGCUUCCGACCUGUUUGGGAAGACCGACGCAACAUCUUGGGCGGUAGCUGGACGUUCCGUUUCCCCAAGAGCAUGGGUCCUGAUGUCUGGACCCGUGUCCAGCUCCUUGCUAUUGGCGAGAAGCUCCAGAGUGUUCUUGACGAAGAGGACCAGCUCUGUGGUGUUGGACUUUCGGUCCGCUUCAACUCCCACCUCAUCACCGUCUGGCAUCGCGACGCCUCCAAGAAGAACUCGGUCGAGAACAUUGUCAAGUGCAUCAUGGAAGACCUCCCCCCGGAGAUGCACCCCAAGCCCGACGCCUACUACUACAAGCGCCACUCUGAUCAUGCUGGCUUCAACCCUUCCCCGGAGCUCAAGGCUGUGCUCGAUUCUCGACGACGUGAGGAGGAGAAGCUGGCUGUUGCUGCCAAGGAUAGCGCCCCAAAGCCUUCGGUGACAAUUGACUCUCCGCAAUGAUUUACGAAAGUUACGACAUUUGCUUUGAUUUUACUACAGAUACUGUUGGGUUCAUAUAGUGUGAGGAUUAUGAGUUCACACACCCCGUCAUCAACGAGGGCAUGCAUCCGAUGAGGCGUUUCAGAAUUAGGUGGCAUUAUACAAUAUACAUUGGCCAGGACCGUUGAUCCUGAGAACCUAGUACA
Molecule: messenger RNA, 1419 nt
Organism: Fusarium graminearum PH-1
Lineage: Eukaryota; Fungi; Ascomycota; Sordariomycetes; Hypocreales; Nectriaceae
Exons: 3
Coding region: 464-1234 (256 amino acids)
Biological process (GO): translational initiation
Cellular component (GO): eukaryotic translation initiation factor 4F complex
Molecular function (GO): RNA 7-methylguanosine cap binding; translation initiation factor activity
Source: RefSeq, a predicted model, not a curated record